This is a messenger RNA of Mytilus trossulus (common blue mussel), 6866 nucleotides long. RefSeq names its product SCO-spondin-like. The transcript is spliced from 39 exons. Gene Ontology annotation, cellular component: membrane. The record is from RefSeq and is a predicted model, not a curated record. NCBI's taxonomy places the organism in Eukaryota, Metazoa, Mollusca, Bivalvia, Mytilida, Mytilidae. Bases 1 to 6594 code for a protein of 2197 amino acids.
AUGGCCGGUGGAAGAUUAACUAUAUGUAUUUUAAUUUUUAUGUCAACUUAUUGUAAUGGUCAAAUUUACAAGUUUUCAAGGAACGAAACAUUUUCACAUACGAGGAAGAAACUGAAUGACCAUAUUAUUUCGGAAUUUACGACAAAACAUUUAGUUACUCAGUGCGCUAUGGAAUGCUUCCAAAUCAAAAGGUGUGCGUCUUUUAAUUUUGACCAAGAAAACCACGUUUGUCAGCUGAAUGAUGCAACGCAUAUAGACUAUCCAAGCGAUUUCGAAAAUGAUAAUUCUGAAUUUGACUAUCAUCUUCGAGGAGCAUUUUCUAUAGACCCAGAAGCAGUAGGACCAUGUGGAAGUUACCCCUGUAAAAAUAAUGGCCGAUGUUUAGAUAAUUACAGAGACGAGGAUGGAAACAGAAUUUAUCUAUGUUUAUGUAGUAAUGGAUGGGGAGGACAGAACUGUGAUAUACUAAAACACAGAUUGGCCUGGUCUGAUUGGUCAGGAUGGGGAGGAUGUUCAGCUUCCUGUGGAAAUGGAUAUCAGAUAAGAAAUCGUUCAUGUAAAGAUACAGUGACUGAUGAAGAUAGACCAGACUCAGAUUGUUAUGGGUCAGAUAUUGAGUACCAAACUUGUCCUUACAUAGAUUGUCCUCGUUGGGAUGAAUGGGGAGGCUGGGAUAAAUGUUCCACAAAGAAAACAUGUGGUCCUGGUACAAUGGUGAGAACCAGGAACUGUAGCAAUGGGGGUGUGGUGGGUGUAGAUAGGUACUGUCUGGGUCCAACAUCAGAAUCAGCUGUCUGUCAUAGUCUUACGUGUAAAGGAAUGGUAAGACUUCGUAAUGGUACAUUAUUUGGAGAAGGUAGAGUAGAGCUGCACAAUGAUAUAACACGAGAAUGGUUACAGGUGUGUGGUGAUCACUGGGACUUGCCGUCUGCUCAAAUUGUUUGUAAGCAGAGAGGAUUCAUAGGAGCUUUCAAUGCUAUUUCAGAUAGUUCUUAUCCAAGCAAUGCAAGUCAGCCAGGUAUAAUUGUGAAAUGUAAUGGUACUGAGAAAACACUACAAGCCUGUGAGAGACAUGAGAUUGACUCGUGUAAGACAGUUGCUGGGGCUCAAUGUAGAGUUAAGGGAGUUUGGAGUUUGUGGGCUUCAUGGGGAGAAUGUUCAGUGACCUGUGAAGACGGGAUCAGGACAAGAAGAAGAGAAUGUAAUCACCCACCACCAAAUAAUGGAGGACAACCAUGCCCUGGCAAUGAAGUAGAUUAUAAGAACUGUACAAUGAUCAUGUGUCCAGUGGAUGGAUUUUGGGCUGCCUGGUCUCCUUGGUCAGACUGUUCAGUCACAUGUGAGAAUGGUACCCAGUACAGAACAAGAGAAUGUAAUGACCCAAAACAUGAUGGUGCUGAUUGUCCUGGAGAUGACAGAGAAGUUAGAGGAUGCUUUCCAAAAAUGUGUCCAGUGGAUGGUUACUGGACAGCAUGGAAAAGUUGGUCUGAAUGUUCGGCCACCUGUGGCUAUGGAAAUCGUAACCGUUCCAGAACUUGUGUUGAACCACUAUAUGAAGGUGCUCCAUGUCCUGGUCCAGACUCGGAAAUUGAAGCUUGUAACUCUUUCUCCUGUCCAAUUGAUGGAUCGUGGAAACUUUGGGAGUCCUGGAGUGAUUGUAGCACGACCUGUGGGGGCGGGGGGCGUAACAGAACAAGAGAAUGUAAUGAAGCCAUGCACGGAGGUGGCGAUUGUAUUGGUGUUUCCAGUGAAACAGAAAGUUGUAACACACAUAACUGUCCAGUUGAUGGUGUGUGGUUAGAAUGGGCAGUGUGGAGCGAUUGUUCAUUAUCCUGUGCGAUUGGUUGGCAGUCCAGAAACAGAACUUGUCUUGGCCCUUUCUAUGGUGGUGACAACUGUACAGGAGAUCUAUCUGAAGUACAAGACUGUAUGUUGGUAGAAUGUCCUGUUGAUGGUGUGUGGCAGCCCUGGUCUCUGUGGGAUAGCUGUAAUAUUACAUGUGGUGGAGGAGGACAGAAUAGAUAUAGGACUUGUAUACAACCUCAGUUUGGAGGUGCUCCUUGCAACGGAUCAGAGAUUGAUUAUAAAGAUUGUAAUAUACACCACUGCCCUGUGAAUGGUACUUGGUAUGCAUGGAGUAACUGGACCGACUGUUCAACUACAUGUGGUGGAGGACUCCAGACAAGGAAUCGGACCUGUGAACAACCAAUGUAUGGGGGAUACUAUUGUGAGGGCCCAGAUGAGGAGAUAAGAAAUUGUAGUACUCAUCACUGCCCAGUUGAUGGUCAUUGGGAAGAUUGGUCAGAUUGGGCAGUCUGUCCUGUGACCUGUGGAGGAGGAAGGCAUAACAGGUCAAGGUUAUGUGUUGAGCCAUUGUAUGGAGGUCAUUACUGUGAUGGGAAUAGCUCUGAAAUCCAGGAUUGUAAUGUACAGGACUGUCCAGUUGAUGGUCAAUGGGAUCUUUGGACAGACUGGUCAGAUUGUACAUUAACUUGUGGGUCUGGUACACAGAUGAGGAACCGUACCUGUGUAAAUCCUCAAUUUGGAGGAUCUUCUUGUAUGGGGGAUAGUACAGAAGAACAGUCUUGUAACAAACACCACUGCCCAGGUAAGUGGAUUAUUACACCUGUGUUAAUCCUCAGUUUGGAGGAUCUUCUUGUAUGGGGGAUAGUACAGAAGAACAGUCUUGUAACAAACACCACUGCCCAGUUUGGAGGAUCUUCUUGUAUGGGGGAUAGUACAGAAGAAGAGUCUUGUAACAAACACCACUGCCCAGGUAAGUGGACUAUUACACCUGUGUUAAUCCUCAGUUUGGAGGAUCUUCUUGUAUGGGGGAUAGUACAGAAGAACAGUCUUGUAACAAACACCACUGCCCAGUUUGGAGGAUCUUCUUGUAUGGGGGAUAGUACAGAAGAACAGUCUUGUAACAAACACCACUGCCCAGGUAAGUGGACUAUUACACCUGUGUUAAUCCUCAGUUUGGAGGAUCUUCUUGUAUGGGGGAUAGUACAGAAGAACAGUCUUGUAACAAACACCACUGCCCAGUUUGGAGGAUCUUCUUGUAUGGGGGAUAGUACAGAAGAACAGUCUUGUAACAAACACCACUGCCCAGGUAAGUGGACUAUUACACCUGUGUUAAUCCUCAGUUUGGAGGAUCUUCUUGUAUGGGGGAGAGCACAGAAGAACAGUUUUGUAACAAACACCACUGCCCAGUUUGGAGGAUCUUCCUGUACGGGGGAUAGCACAGAAGAACAGUCUUGUAACAAACACCACUGCCCAGGUAAGUGGACUAUUACACCUGUGUUAAUCCUCAGUUUGGAGGAUCUUCUUGUAUGGGGGAGAGCACAGAAGAACAGUCUUGUAACAUACACCACUGCCCAGUUUGGAGGAUCUUCUUGUAUAGGGGAUAGCACAGAAGAACAGUCUUGUAACAAACACCACUGCCCAGUGGAUGGAUAUUGGCUAGAAUGGUCAGAGUGGGAUGAAUGUUCUGCUUCUUGUGGUGAUGGUGAACAGAUGAGGAACAGAACCUGCAUGGACCCCUUGUAUGGUGGUAAAUCAUGUGACGGAAACAUGAAUGAAACAAAACACUGUAACAUUAAAAGCUGCGCAAUUGACGGUAUUUGGAUGCCAUGGACAGAAUGGUCAGAUUGUGACCUGACAUGUGGAGGUGGAACAAGAUUCCGUAACAGAACCUGUAAUGGACCAUAUUUAGGUGGGGAGGAGUGUAAUGGAACAGCUUUAGAGACAGAUUUCUGUUCAAUGACACCUUGUCCAGUUGAUGGAAUGUUUACUCCGUGGAUGCCAUGGACUGGUUGUGAUGUGUCUUGUGGAGGAGGGUCAAAGUCACGUAAAAGGUUUUGCAAUGGACCAUAUUAUGGAGGAAGGGAUUGUAAUGGCAGUUUAAGUGAAGUAGAAGACUGUUCAACAGGCCCAUGUCCAGUUGAUGGAAUGUUUACGGAAUGGACUCUUUGGCAAAGUUGUCCUGUGACUUGUGGUGGAGCAGAACACCAGAGAGAGAGAAUUUGUGUUGGACCAUUCUAUGGAGGAGCUGAUUGUGAUGGUGAUAGUAUAGAUAACAGAAAAUGUAACGAAAAUCCAUGUCCAGUUGAUGGUGAGUGGAGUCUGUGGUCACAAUGGGCUGACUGUACAGUAAGUUGUGGAGGUGGUACAGCAAGACGGUAUCGUUUCUGUACACCAAGUACUAAUGGCGGAGAAGAUUGUGAAGGACUUGGUGAAGAAUUACUGGAAUGUAACAACCAGAGUUGUCCAGUUAAUGGAGUGUUUGGAGAAUGGACAGGAUGGUCUGAUUGCACUAAGAUGUGUGGUGGAGGGGACACAUAUAGAAACAGAACCUGUAUUGGUCCAUGGUUUGGUGGUCAGCCAUGUGAUGGACAAUGGAAUCAAAAUAGUACUUGUAAUGAACAUGAUUGUCCAGUUGAUGGUUACUGGGACGUUUGGAAGGCUUGGGGUGUAUGUAAUGUUUCCUGUGGUGGCGGUAUGCAAAUUCGAUUACGUGAAUGUAUAAUGCCGCUCCAUGGUGGCCAAGGAUGUGAUGGAACUAAUACUGAUAGUCAAGAAUGCAAUACAAACCAUUGUCCAAUUGAUGGAGAGUGGAAAGAAUGGGGAGACUGGAAUCACUGCAGUACAACAUGUGGAGGUGGCAUACAGUCACGCAAUAGGGAGUAUGUAGAACCGCAGUAUGGUGGUGCUCCUUGUCAAGGAAACAAUACAGAUUAUAUGUCUUGUAAUGACUUUGAGUGUCCAAUUGACGGUGUUUGGAAUGAAUGGGAGUCAUGGAGUAAAUGCACCUUAACUUGUGGUACUGGGACACAGUUUAGGAAUAGAACUUGUGAAGGUCCUUUUUUCGAUGGUGCUCCAUGUAACGGGAGUGAUUUAGAAACACAGGACUGUAAUACACACAACUGCCCAUUGGAUGGAAUCUUCAGUGAGUGGAGUGACUGGUUCCUCUGUAGUGCCACUUGUGGUGGGGGAGAGCAGUUGAGGAACAGAACAUGUACUGGUCCAUACUAUGGUGGUGCUCCCUGUGAAGGGAUGUACAAUGACUCACAAUCAUGUAAUGGGCAUGAAUGUCCAAUUGAUGGUGUGUGGACAAACUGGACCUCCUGGGACACAUGUAAUGUAACAUGUGGUGGUGGCAUCCAUUGGAGGUACAGGUCAUGUGAUGGACCUUUCUUUGGAGGGGCUAACUGUUCUGGACCAGCAGAAGAUAGUCAAACAUGUAAUGACCAUCCUUGUCCAAUUGAUGGCUAUUGGGAUGAUUGGAAUAAAUGGGAAACAUGUAAUGUCACAUGUGGUGGAGGAAUACAACAGAGGUCAAGGACAUGUGUGGAGCCUCUUUAUGGUGGAGCAGACUGUACAGGCCCUGAUACAGACUAUCAAGAUUGUAAUACACAGAACUGCCCUGUUGAUGGAUAUUAUGAAGAUUGGGGACAAUGGGAAAAUUGUACUGUUAUUUGUGGAGGAGGGACAAAAACAAGAAGAAGAACUUGUAUAGAGCCAAUGUAUGGAGGUGCUAACUGUACAGGACCCAGUGAGGAAGAUACUGACUGCAACACACAUAACUGUCCAGUUGAUGGGAUAUGGAAGGUGUGGUCUGAUUGGACUGACUGCACUACCUCUUGUGGGGGAGGAACCAGUACUAGAAAUCGUACUUGUACUGGACCUUAUUAUGGAGGUGCAGAUUGUGAGGGUGUGAGGGUAGAAGACACAGGUUGUAACAGUCACCCUUGUCCAAUUAACGGAGAUUGGUUUGAAUGGGGUCCAUGGAGCCGCUGUACAGUAACAUGUGAUGGAGGACUGAGGUCAAGGUCACGUGAAUGUGACAUGGAUUCCUAUGGCAACCUGACUGCUGCAUGUGCAGGAGAUGCCACAGUAACAGAAGCAUGUCAUACAUUUUCAUGCACUCCAUAUGAACCACACUGUAAUGGAUGGGGUCAACGGGGACUGGUGGACAGUGCACAUGCCUGGGUUGCACCAGUAACCAGCAAUGGAUAUCAACUUGAUGAAGUAGAAGUGUAUUGCGAUAUGGAUUCAAAUAAUGGAACUGGAGUCACUGUCAUUGGGCAUAACAAAGAGAUGAAGACUAGAGUGAGUGGAUUUGAGGGAUCAGGUGACUACGCCCUCAUCCUAACUUACAACAUUAGUAUAGGACAUGCAUCAUCCAUCAUUGAUGCAUCAGAAGAUUGCAGGCAGUUCCUUCAGUGGCAGUGUAAAGGUGCAGUCAUACAUAACCCAAACCAAGCAGGUCAUUGGACGACUUACUGGACCAAUAGAACUACUGCUUACAUUCCUGAUGGCCAGCAAAAGCCAGCAGCUGAUUACUUCCCAGGGGCGGUACCAGGUAGUGGGAUGUGUGCCUGUGGAUCCAACAACAACUGUAAUAGAUCUGAUGUCACAUGUAACUGUGAUAUUAAUGAUGCAGAUUGGAGGUCAGAUGAAGGUUAUGUAACAAACAAAGCAGAGUUACCUAUUGUAGCAUUUUAUGCUGGUGAUACAGGUAACGAGGGAGUUGAAGAAGGAGUUGUCACCAUUGGGAGAAUAUACUGUACAGGAGAUUCAAAUCUUAAAUAGCGCAUACAGAUAUCAACAUUAACCUAGAUAUACACCUAUAUAGCGCAUACAGAUAUCACCAUUAACCUAGAAAUACACCUAUAUAGCGCAUACAGAUAUCACUUUGUAUUAAACCUUGAUAUACACAUACAUCGCGCUGUAUUGUAUUUUCUGAAAGCAAUUUGCACUUUAGAUUUAUGUUCAAAAUGUCUUGAGAAUCAGUUUUAAAUUGAAAUUCUUCAAACUUCAAUUAGGAGAUAACUGUUUUGUAUUUUCAGCUCCGACGGCAUCAA